CACAUGACUCUGGCUGUGAUCACCACGUUUAAAAACUUUAUAAAAAACUCAGCAAAUUCAGAGUGAUGGAAAUGACAAGGACCCCAAGGGACAUGAGAUACUAAUUAAUCUUACGACACAUGAUACAUUUCAUUAAAAUGGACAUUUGUGUAUCAUUUGCACAUACAAUUAAUAUUAGAUCAAUAUUCAAUUCAAAAUUUAGCAGGUUUGAAUAUCCAACAUCAGGCCCAGGGACAAGAGAUAUACUGCAAUAAAAAUAAUUUUUGUAUGUUACUAGUGAGUGUCACAAAAGUUUGCAAGCCAGAAAAAAGUUCAGAAGCCGCUAAUUGAAUAAACCCUUCCUGUCCUUAACCUUGUAAAGUCAUAUGGAAACAUUACAUUAUACUGGAGUAAUGCAAAUGUAUGAUUUCCAUGUGUUCCUAGUGUGUGUGUGUCCCUAAAUCCAUUUCCAUGUCCAUAUUUCCAUAACAGUUCAUUUGCCCACUUACUUACCGCAUUUGACGCGAGAGGCUAUAAGACUGGGGCUCACUCAGGCUGAGGGGCUAGUACACCUAGAAAGGUGUUCAUGAUCCACGAUGGCUCUCAACAUACCAGGUAUGAUCAUGAUGCUCGUGUUCUACUUGCUGGUGUUGGGAACCGGCAUCUGGGCGUCUGUCAAAUCUAAGCGGAUGGAGAAAAACACACACGGUAGUCGUGUAGAAGUUUCCUUUUUGGCUAACAGGAGUGUCAGCUUGGCACUGGGGGCAUUUACGAUGACAGCUACGUGGGUCGGAGGGGCCUUCAUCAUUGGAGUUGCAGAGUCGGUGUACGACCCCACCAAAGGUCUAAUCUGGGCUCUCGUUCCUCUGCAGGUCUCCAUUUCCUUUGUGAUCGGUGGAUUGUUCUUUGCAAAGCCAAUGAGGGAGAACAACUACAUCAGCAUGAUGGAUCCGUUUCAGAGAAAGUAUGGGAGACCACUGACUGCACUUCUUGCCAUUGUUCCUGUCAUGGUUGAAAUUAUCUGGGUUCCUGGAUUGUUGAUUUCUUUAGGGGCGACCAUGUCUGUGGUGCUGGAUCUGCCCUUCGGUGUUUGCGUGUGGCUCUCUGCUGCGGUGGCCAUCAUCUACACUGUACUCGGAGGUCUCUAUUCGGUUGCUUACACUGACGUCAUCCAGCUGUCUCUGGUGCUUCUUAGCUUGUGGCUGUGUGUCCCUUUUGUCUUUGCGAGCGAUGUUUAUACGGACAUCAGUAAAACAGCCUUCAACCACACGUCUCAGGCGUCCUGGCUGGGCCAGCUGGAGUCUGAUGAAGUGUGGAGAUGGAUAGAUCAUUUCCUAGUGAUGACUGUGGGCAACAUGGCCGUUCAGGACUUCCAUCAAAGGAUCCUCUCCUCCAGCUCCUCGUCCACAGCCAGAAUCAUCUGUUUCAUCGCAGCGGGUGGAGUCGUCAUCGCUGGACUUCCGUCGGUGUUGAUCGGCGCCGUCGCAGCUUCGACAGACUGGAACUCCACCUCGUAUGGUUCUCCUUCUCCAUACGAGCGAGGGGAGGGGGCCAUGGUGCUGCCCAUCAUCCUUCAGCAUUUAACCCCCACCUUUAUUUCUGCUCUUGGCAUCGGAGCUGUUGCUGCUGCAGUGAUGUCAUCGGCUGACUCUUUCCUCUUGUCUGCAACCACCAUCUUCACCACCAACAUCUACCAGACCUUCAGGAGUCAGGCUUCAGACAGAGAGCUGCAGUGGGUGAUCCGUGUCUGCGUCGUGGUUUCAGGACUUGUGGGAACUUCCCUCACCUACCUGGACGGCAGCAUCAUGGUGUUCUGGAUCCUGGGCUCAGACCUGACUUACACCAUUGUAUUCCCCCAGCUGGUCUGCGUCCUCUUCACCGAGGUGUCCAACGGGUACGGGGCGAUCGCAGGCUUCCUCGUUGCAGUGGUGAUGAGGCUGCUGUGCGGAGAGCCGUUGUUGGGCCUCCCUGUGAUCCUCAAAUUCCCAGGUUGCAUUUUAGAGGAUGGCGUUUACAUUCAGCGCUCUCCUUUCAAGACCAUCUGCAUGUUGUGUGCUCUGAUCUCCAUUCCCACGGUUUCCUAUGUGGCCUCACUCCUGUUCAACGAGGAGGUCCUGCCCCACAGGUGGGACGUGUUCGAGGUGAAGUCGCAGGGAGCACCAGCAGAUGGUGCCAGAGGUGAGAACAUUGCCUCUGAACCAAUGCUGGAUACAAAAUGCUAAGUUCAACCCGAGAGUUACUUUCCAACGAUUGUUUUAUUUCAUUAGUGGACACUUAUUGCUGGUAUGUGACUAUUUUAAUUACGGGGGACAUGCUUGUAUUUUGGGUUUCUCCUCUAACAUGUUGAGGAUGAAUGAGUUCAGUGUUUCAAUUCUGUCAUGUAGUAAAAACAAGGGAGGGGCAGGUUCUGUUCUGUCACUCCCUGCUUUGUUAGAGAUCCUAUUGUAUGCCUUCAUGUUGUACCUUUUCAUCCAUUUACUCGUCAUGAAAUAUUCCAAAGGGUGUAAAAGAGAAGAUGAAGCAGUGAAGACAGCAGGUGAACAACACUUGUAACAUCUGUUAUGCAAUUUAUUUGAUUAUUAUUAUUAUCCACACAUCAGGUUUCCGUCAA
Molecule: messenger RNA, 2590 nt
Organism: Cottoperca gobio
Lineage: Eukaryota; Metazoa; Chordata; Actinopteri; Perciformes; Bovichtidae
Product: high-affinity choline transporter 1-like
Biological process (GO): transmembrane transport; choline transport; acetylcholine biosynthetic process
Cellular component (GO): plasma membrane
Molecular function (GO): choline:sodium symporter activity
Source: RefSeq, a predicted model, not a curated record